Messenger RNA from Dalotia coriaria, 801 nucleotides. Its product is annotated as GSK3-beta interaction protein. The transcript has a single exon. NCBI's taxonomy places the organism in Eukaryota, Metazoa, Arthropoda, Insecta, Coleoptera, Staphylinidae. Gene Ontology annotation, cellular component: cytoplasm. Bases 76 to 405 code for a protein of 109 amino acids. Gene Ontology annotation, biological process: regulation of canonical Wnt signaling pathway. The record is from RefSeq and is a predicted model, not a curated record. Gene Ontology annotation, molecular function: protein kinase A binding; kinase regulator activity.
AGGUUAUGUUGAUUUGACAGUCCAGCAGGAUCUGUUUUUGUGUAUGGAAAACAGAAUUGAAUCAAGAGAGUGAUCAUGCAGAAGGCGGGCAAUUGGCGUGCGGAGGCCGACGCCGUCAUCAGAGACAUCGACCAGCACGUAAAGACGGCCAAAGUAAGCAUGUCGCUAGCAAGCAGCGCGUCAAGAAUCUUCCUGAAUGUAACCACAAUGGAGAACCAGGCCUAUUGCGUGGAACUCUCGGGCAAAGGCUUUCGAGUCGUGGGCAAAUCAUACGAUUCACAGGACGCGCCCGAGGACAAAUACUUCGAGACGCCUUACAGUCUACUCUCGGCAAUCAGCCCGCUAUACAACGACUCCUUUGGACAAGAACUCAUGAAGAAAUUGAGUAAACUUGCAGAUAAAUAACACCUGCAACAUCGGUAAAGGGCAGCGGUUAUGCUCACAAUAUCGCACACACGGCGAACACCAACCAAAAGUACAAAAUAGAUGCACACGGGGAUAUUUCACACAUACCGGAUGUAUGUACAACGUUCGUCUGUAUAAUGCAUCAUCACUAAUAUAAAAUACACGUGUGCGUAGGUGAAUUUGUGUAGUUUUGUGUCUCUUGAGUUGUUUGUGGCUUUGCCAAAUCGGAGCGACUUCCCGCGGGUUUUGUUACGCAAGCAGCGCGUGGAUCGACGACGAUGAAUAAUUGAAAUGCGUUUUGUAUUUGAAUCUGUUGAUUAUAUUUGUGAAUUUGUUUCACACUUUUGUAUUUUUCUGUACAUUUGAAAAUAAAGUUAUAGUUUCACUGUUGUAUAA